Molecule: messenger RNA, 4721 nt
Organism: Scophthalmus maximus (turbot)
Lineage: Eukaryota; Metazoa; Chordata; Actinopteri; Pleuronectiformes; Scophthalmidae
Product: homeobox protein Hox-A10
Exons: 3
Coding region: 2728-3867 (379 amino acids)
Biological process (GO): regulation of transcription by RNA polymerase II
Cellular component (GO): nucleus
Molecular function (GO): DNA-binding transcription factor activity, RNA polymerase II-specific; RNA polymerase II cis-regulatory region sequence-specific DNA binding
Source: RefSeq, a predicted model, not a curated record
CCCCCUACCCCUUCUUCAAAGAAACCCACUAACAACAUUUGACGUCCUUCCAAAACGCAUUAUUCUCCGUACGUGCCAAGUGUAUAAAGUCAGUUAUUAGGAAAAGGCGAUUUGAUUGUGAUAGGGCAGCGAUCGCUUCUCCCUUUUCCUUCCUGUCGUGGCUGCGCGCUGCGAGGCUAUUCGGUGUCAGUCCAAGUGGCGAGUGCCUGUCCUGGACUUAUAGAUGCGUGUGUGCACCGAGUCUCGUUCUCCUUUGUCUCUCGUGAAAAAUAAAUACUUCCGCUGGAUGUAAUAAAACGCCGCAUUAUUGUUCAUAACUGCACUCGGGACGAACAUGAUACGACUCAAACGGCCUCUCCGGCCAUGGUUAUAUGGGCCUGAUCAAAGCCAGUGGUCAGAGUAAACUGUUUUGAGGAUACUAUAGCCGGGCAGCUGUGAAAAUGAAGAUUUAAUAGCUACAAUUAAUAACUGUAACGCAAAGAUAUCGAUACCCCCCCACGCCAGUGCAGCACCACGAAGUGUGCAGGGCCAAAAACGAUUUAAUACUCGGCGCGCAUAAUUAAUCGAUGUAUUUGGUUUCCUCCCUGGCUCAUGUGUCGCACCAGGAACAGGCCACUGUGGGGAAGAGUACACGGACUUUGGACCCGUUGCUGUUAGUUUGUCUGUCUUUUAGUGGCCUAACACUGUUGUGAAUUAUUUUAUGGUUUUGGGGGAAUUUGAUAACGGGCGCAAACGCUCGGCGCACGGAAUUCGUCUUUAAAACUGCCGCACUGCAGAACGUGCUCUUUGCUGUGCACAUUUCCAUAAUAUAUCAUUUUGCUUUUUUUAAACGGGUCAUUGUACUAUAGUCGUAUAAAUAACCUACAAGCAGGCAGUCAUUUAAGCCAUUUGAAAUAUGUGCGUUUUUGAGCGGCAGCGAUUGACAAACGUCCACCGGCGACGCGCCGGGGCCUAAGCCAUUGUACAUAAAUGAGCUGUCAAUGGCGUAGCGUUUUAAAAACCUAAAUGGGUUCAAUUUAUGAAUUUCUCCCAAAUUUGCUCAUUUCAGUACAACCGGCUGCAAAUACACCCGGGGGGCUCGCGGCCACCUGGGCCUGGUAAUGGCAAAGCUGGCCGAGAUUAACUUUCAACCUGAAGAGAGAGGGAGAGCAAUAGAGUGCACAUGUCCAAGGACACUGCGAGAUGGAGGGAGAGUUUUAUUGUGGCCCUUAUUGGCCCAAAUUGGACCGACAGGGUGACUUGUAUGUGCAAGCUUUAUGUCUGCUUAGCGCCUGGCCCGCGGUGACCGCUCCCAACCAACGCCGUGAUCAAUAUUUCAGCAGUUUCACGAAUGUAAAUUUGUAUUCUGAGCAUAGUUUUUUCCCCCCAUUAUCUGAUGUUUUAUAUGGAGUGCAAAUUGAUGUUGCUGCAAAACGAAAUUACAGAUUUGUCCAGAUGUGAUUUGAAGCAAAGUUUCAGAUUUAACAUUAUUUCUGUGUGUGUGUGUUGUGCGCGAUGACUUCGGGUGGAGAUGAACUCGCAUCCACAUACUGAACUAGUGAAAAUGUACAUACACACACUACUCAUACAAAAGCAGUUGAAUAAAAAAAAAAAAAAUGUUUAAUAUGUUAAAUGUAAAAUAUAAAUCAUAUGAGUGGCAUUAUUUAAUGAAUCAAGGAGAGAAACCCAGUGCGUCAUUUAGACUCUUAAGUAUGAAUUUUCUCUCGGGAUGUAACCAUUCCUAUUAUAUUAGGUAUUUCGGGAACGCCAUAAUCAGUCAAAUAUUAAAUUAAUUAUUUUCUGUAGCCUUUAAAUUGUUUUUUUUCUCCCGUCAAAGUAAAUUCAAUUGCUUUUACAUGUGACAAGGAAAUGCUCUGUCUUUGUUUACGCACGCGGGCAUGGCUUUGCUGGUUUAGAUCUUUAAAUAUGACUGCAUAUUAGUCCAAAUUAUUAGGUUAAUAUGGAUUAUGUUUGACGUAGUACAGUAUUUUAAUUGUUGAAAAAUAACCAUGAGUAAACGUCUCGAUUUAUAACUAUGGGUGGCGGUACCUGUGGGAAAUGGAUUAAGGAAAAUCUGGAAGCGAAAAGACCAUAAGAAAACAGUUGGAUAUUAGCUACUUACUAGCUACUAACUAUCUUCGGGCAAGAUUAGUCUUAACAUAUUUGCGUUUUAGUGCGGAAGCAGUCGGACUGUUUUGGGGGCUAAAGGAUGCGCCGCUUUUUUUUGCCAAGUGAAAUUGCCAAAGGCGAAUUUUCCCUGCAGUUCAAAACACUUUAUUGCCGCCAGGUCCUGUGGCUUUGUUACUUUAUGUCUUUGUUGGUGGCUUUCAGCAGCCCUAAACUUUUAAACUUGAUUUGCCUCCCUGAGGUCACAUCGUCUUCAUGUAAAGUAGUGUUUUUAAUUCAUUUAUUGUAACGAGGGGGAGUUGUAUUGUUUAUCUUUUUAUUUGAACCAUGUGACAGUCUCUUGCUCAUUAGUACACAGUACUAAGUUUUUUUUGUAAAUAUGUGAUGCUUCUAACUGUCACAUCCACUGGUGUAGCCCAAUGGAUGUGACUCGCACCUAUAGGGGCCAUCAGUGCAUCCAGACAUCAUUCGACAGCUCCAUGACGGAUAUCGCUCCGGCUGCUACGUAGCCGCGGAGUGGGAGGGGACUGCCCGUCUUCCAGCGUUUCCAUUGGUUUUACAGUCCGCACGGCGGCGAAGGGGGGGUGCCGCUAAUCAUAACCAACAUGUUUUGUACAAGAAAUGUCAGCCAGAAAGGGCUAUCUUCUCCCUUCGCCAAAAUACACCACAAUAAUGUCAUGUUCGGACAGCCCGUCAGGAAACGCGUUCCUAGUGGAUUCUCUGAUCAGUGGCCGCUCGGAGAAUGGCGGAGGUCACUACACGGGGAGCGCAGUGUGCGUGCCUCAUAGUGCCGCUGCAGAAGUGCCUUACGGACUACACAACUAUGGAUACUUCCCAGGUAUGGGUAAGCGGGGCGAGGUGGGCGCACAGAACAUGGUUGCAGCCUCGGGGGCGUACAUGUCCAGCAUGGAGAUGUGGAUGGACGCGCAGAGGUCAUGUCGAAUGGAUCAAGAGCACCCGGUAGGUCCCCAGGUCGCGCCCUGCUCGUUCCCGCAGAACAUUAAGGAAGAAAGCACCUACUGCCUGUAUGAGCAGCCGAAGUGCCCUAAAGCCUCCACCGCCGAAGAUCUCACAUAUUCGAGGUUAACACCCGCCGGCCUCGGGUCGAGCUCUUGCACAGUAACCGAUGGCGGCGGCGGCAGGGGCUCAGUGCCUGUGCCGGGCUACUUCCGCUUGUCUCAGACGCACGCACAUUCUCAUAAACUUUACAACACCAACGGCCCCCAACCGAACCCUUCCCAUUCUCAUUUUGGCCUACACCCCACUGCUCCGGCUCGUUUCCACACGCCACCAACCUCGACUGCUGCUCCGGCCGCGGCGCAGGAGGAGCGGACCACCGAGGAGCCCAUAUCCUCGGCGAAAGCUGCCGUGCAGCCUCGCGCUCCGCCGGGGGCCGAGGAGACGAGGGAGUCCUCGGAUGCAGAAGCGUCCUCAGCCGACGACGCAGAGGAGAAUGACAAUCGGAGACCGGCGAAGACCACUAAAGGAGACGCAAAAAGUGAAAACAUGGCCAACUGGCUGACGGCAAAGAGCGGCCGGAAGAAACGCUGCCCAUACACCAAGCACCAGACACUGGAGCUGGAGAAGGAGUUCCUCUUCAACAUGUACCUGACCCGAGAGCGCCGCCUAGAGAUCAGUAAAAGCGUCCACUUGACGGACAGACAGGUCAAAAUCUGGUUCCAGAACCGCAGGAUGAAACUGAAGAAAAUGACGCGGGAAAACCGGAUCCGGGAGCUCACCUCCAACUACGGAUUUUCAUGAUGAACCAAGAACGUGACAUCACACUUGAAACAAGAAGAGAAUUGGUGAAAUCUAAUACACCCACCCUCUCCACUCUUCCUCCAUCACCCCCAAUCCCCCACCCCCUUACCACUUCGUCCACAUGACUCAUUUUGACUUUGGGGUACAACUUUUUUAAUUUUAUUUCCAGACACGCUUAAUGUCAUUACAUCGUCCCCUGUGAGCUACUGAGAAAAGAAAAAGGAUUAAAAAAGAAAGAAAGAUAUUAUCUGAUUGUUUUCUGAUGUCGUGUUUUUGUAUUGUCAACACGUCUCUGUCACUUAUGUCGUAUGUUUGGAUUGUGUCGUCAGUGGAGUUGAAUCAAUUACAGUUAAAAAAAAAGACACACGAACACACACACACACACACACACACACACACACACACACACACACUCUGCCCUGAAAGGUGGUUUAAUUUCCCCCCACAUAUUCCCACCACCGAUAAACGAUAAUCUUUCCUCCCCCAUUAGUCAAACAAAUAUGAAUUUGUUUUUAUAAUUGGAAUUGCAUGAUAUACAGUUUUUUCUACCUUCUAUUUUUUUUCCCUUUGUAAAGCGAUUUUUAAACCACUCUGGAAUAUAACACCCAAUGUAUCACCAUGGGGAAGAGUGAAUCCAUCUAUGGCCAUUAGAUGUAAUCCACCAUGGUAUAGAUCUAAUCUAUGUACGAGCUUAAUGUAUAAACCGAAUCUUUAAUCAUGUCGAGGACGUUUACACACGAAAAAGAAAAACGGCGCGCGAAGUGAAGGAGGACUGUUUUUAUUGUAUAUUUCUGUGUACAUAUGACAUUGUGUUUUUUUGUGUAAUGCUUAAUAAAUUAUCAGCUCGCAUUUAA